AUGUCGGAAUAUCCACCUACAUCUAUUGUCCUUGCGAAAGUUAAAGGUUAUCCAGCAUGGCCAGCAAUGGUAUUAGAUGAAAGUUUAUUACCUGAACAUAUUUCCAAUAAAAAACCCAAAUCGAAAACCAACCACCCAACAACAACAACAAUUGGAACAACACCAAUUUCAUCACCAUCGAAAAAGAAACCUUCAAUAAUUGUUCCAGUAAGAUUUUUCAGUGAUGAUACUUAUAUAUGGAUAAAUAUUAAUGAUUUGAAACCUUUAACUAAACAAAUGAUUCAAGAUUAUUUUUCAACAUCAAGUAAAAAACGAAGAAUCGAUAAUUUAUUACAAACUGCCUAUGAAUUAGCUAAUGAUCCACCAGAAAUGGAAUUAUUUAUUGAAUAUGGAUCUAAAGGGGCACCACCACCAAUGGAAGAAGAAGAAGAAGAAAAAGAAGAAAAGACAACAUCUAAAUCUCCAGUAAAGAAGAAAGUGAAAAAAGUAGUAAAGGAAAAGGCAAAGGCAAAGGCAAAAGCAAAAGCAAAACCAAAACCAAAGGCAAAGUCAAAACAACUACCAAUAGUCAAACCAAAAACAAAAGACAUAAAGGAAUCAAUAAUUGAAAAUGAUCCUGAUUGGGGAUUAGAAGAAUUCAAUCAAUAUAAUAAACAAUUGGGUAAUUAUAUAUUUGAUUCUGAACAAGAACAAAUUAAAAAUUUUACUAAAUUACAAUCAUCAUUAUCAUCAUCAUCAUCAUCAUCAUUAUCAUCAAUUAAUUCAAUUCAUAAUAAUAAAAUUAUUGAUAAAUUUAAAUCAAUUGAAAAUGAUUUAAUCAAUUAUUUAUUAUUAUCAUUAAACACCGAUUCCUCAAAUUCUUUAUCAAUGAAAAAUGAAAUAAUUAUAAAAUUAUUGAAUGAUUUAUCAAUUAAUAUUAUACCAAAAUUACCGAAAAAUAUCAUUAUUAAAAGUAAAUUAUUAAGAGUAUUAAUAUUAUCAAUUAGGAAACCAAAACCAAAACCAAAUGAUGAAUUGAAAAAUAUUAAAUCAAUAAUACAAAAUAUAUUACAUGGAUUAUCAAUUGAUAUUAGAGAAAAUACUGAAGAAGAAAUUAUCAAGAGUAAUAAGGACAAUAAUAAGGAAAGUAGUGUUUCCCAAACACCAGAACCUGAAAGACAACAACAACAGAAAGAGCAAGUUGAAGAUAGUUUAAUGAAAAAUGGUGAUCAAAACAAUCCAAUUGAAAUAGAGUAG
Candida dubliniensis CD36 is the source of this 1236-nucleotide messenger RNA. RefSeq lists its product as uncharacterized. The record is from RefSeq and is a predicted model, not a curated record. Gene Ontology annotation, cellular component: nucleus. Gene Ontology annotation, biological process: regulation of transcription by RNA polymerase II. Gene Ontology annotation, molecular function: double-stranded DNA binding; transcription coregulator activity. The transcript has a single exon. Lineage: Eukaryota; Fungi; Ascomycota; Pichiomycetes; Serinales; Debaryomycetaceae. Bases 1 to 1236 code for a protein of 411 amino acids.